UAAAUUGAACAUCCCAAAACCAUACAGGGAUAAAAUUGAAUAUUAUGGAAAAAUUGCCGUUAUUAAGUUAGUUAAAGAUUUCAGCGCUUUUUUUUGAAAGAACUUGAACGGAGUGGCAUGCAUUUAGCUUCCUCAUCUCUAUUUCUGUCAAUAUUAUAUUUUUUUUUUCUCUCCAUUUUUUGAGCUGUCUCCGUAGGGCCUCUGGUUUCAGAGAUUGUUUCUGUUAUCAGUUAUCUAUACAUAUCUUCUUGUGCUCCUAUGGUCUCCUACAUUCUUGCCAAAAGACAUAAAAAUAUUUCGUGAGGAGCAAUUGUUUGUUGGUACUUGAACCUCCUGCUACUUUUAAUUACCAUCUCGCGUUGAUAGGCUUUUCAGAAUUUUAAAUCAUGGCAACAGCCGAUACUAUGUCUGGGCCGCUUGAUCGCCAUAUCAUGCCAGGUCUCGAAAAAUCCAAUAUUGAGAAUAUGGAGGAAGAGAGGAAGAACCGACUUAGAGCUUUGAAGAAGAAGGCAAUUACUGCCUCCAACAAGUUCAGAAAUUCAUUGACAAAGAAGGGUCGGAGAAAUAGCAGAGUGAUGUCUGUUGCAAUUGAAGAUAACAUUGAUGCAGAGGAAUUACAGGCAGUGGAUGCCUUUCGUCAAGUACUUAUCCUUGAUGAGCUACUGCCCUCUAAGCAUGAUGAUCACCAUCUGAUGCUCAGAUUUUUGAGGGCCAGAAAAUAUGAUGUUGACAAAGCAAAGCAAAUGUGGUCUGACAUGCUCCAAUGGAGGAGGGAAUUUGGUACAGAAACAAUCAUGGAGGACUUUGAGUUCAAGGAAUUAGAUGAAGUUCUGAAAUAUUAUCCACAAGGAUACCAUGGGAUUGAUAAGGAAGGAAGACCUGUUUACAUUGAAAAAUUGGGUGAAGUUGAUGCUACUAAGCUUCUGCAAGUCACAACAUUGGAUCGAUAUGUUAAGUAUCAUGUCUGGGAAUUUGAGAAAACCUUUACUUAUAAGCUCCCAGCUUGUUCAAUUGCAGCAAAGAAGCACAUUGACCAGAGCACCACUAUUUUGGAUGUGCAGGGAGUGGGUCUCAAACACUUCAACAAAACUGCAAGGGAGCUUAUUACCCGCAUUCAAAAGAUUGAUGGUGACAAUUAUCCUGAGACCCUGAACCGCAUGUUCAUCAUCAAUGGGGGCUCUGGUUUUAGGCUUUUAUGGAACACUGUCAAGUCAUUCCUUGACCCUAAGACUGCUGCUAAGAUCCAUGUCCUGGGUAACAAAUACCAGAGCAAGUUGCUUGAAAUAAUUGAUGCUUGCGAGCUGCCAGAAUUUUUGGGUGGUACUUGCACUUGUGCUGAUAAGGGUGGCUGUAUGCGUUCUGAUAAGGGACCAUGGAAUGAUCCUGAAAUAAUGAAGAUGGUUCAAAAUGGUGUAGCCAAAUGCAACAGACCUUUGUCAGGAAUUGAGGAGAAAACAAUCUCUGAAGAUGAGGAGGUAUGCACAAAGAUGAAGAAGAGAGACGAUUCUUUCAUCGUAGAAAGAGCUGUGGAUUUUCAGCAUCCAAAAUAUCCUGUUCCUGAGGAAUUUCUCAUUAGCAAAAAGUGCAAUAUUACCAAAAACAGUAAAGUCAUUCCAAUGGUUGACAAGUCUGUAGAUACUGCUUGGCCUACUAAAAUGCAGAAGCACAGCUACAACUCCAAAGAUCAUUUUCCAGCUGGUGUUGUUUGUAAGCCAAAUGGAAUUAACAAUCCUAUAAUGAGUGGGUUUUUCGCCUUUUUGAUGGGAAUCAUCGCCGUGGUUCGAAUGACACGCAGCGUUCCAAGAAAACUUACUGAAGCUGCAAUCUAUGGCAGUCAGGUUUUAUAUGAUGAUGGGAUGAUGAAAAGCCCUACAGUGCAAGAACCAUCCAUCUCUACUGCUGAAUACAAGAACAUGAUGUUGCGCAUGGCUGAAAUGGAAGAGAAGAUGAAUGUUCUGGCAUCAAGAGCUGAUACCAUGCCACCUGAGAAAGAGGAAAUGUUGAAUACUGCUUUACGACGCGCAGAUGUCCUGGAGCUAGAGCUGUUAGCAACCAAGAAGGCACUAGAGGAUGCAGUUGCUAAGCAGCAGCAACUCCUGGAGUACAUUGAAAAGAAAAAGAAGAAGAAGAAGAAGGUAUGCAAAAAUAUUGAAAUAUUUACAAUGUUCUGAUGUUGGAUAGUUUGAUCAUGCAGCUUACAAUUCUAACAAAGAUCUUUCAUAUUCAGUUUUUCGUUUUCUGAAGAAAGAAUCCAUAAGCUGAGUGAGGUGGAAAGUGCUGCAAUGCUCCAAACGAUAACUUGAGAACUUACUAAUACUGGAGGAAAUUAAUUAGAACUUUUCCUAUAUUUGUUAUUUAUUUAAAAUCAUAUUCUGCUUUGUAUAACACUAAACUGAAACCUUUGUAUAAAUAUACACUCCUUUAACUUCUUUUGGGCUUGAUUUUUCGA
Manihot esculenta (cassava) is the source of this 2449-nucleotide messenger RNA. Its product is annotated as phosphatidylinositol/phosphatidylcholine transfer protein SFH3. The transcript has 14 exons. Bases 387 to 2171 code for a protein of 594 amino acids. Lineage: Eukaryota; Viridiplantae; Streptophyta; Magnoliopsida; Malpighiales; Euphorbiaceae. The record is from RefSeq and is a predicted model, not a curated record.